AUCGGACAAAAACUGUGGGACGAGUUAGAUGCCGAAAAACGUACAAUUUAGAGAAAAACGAAAGCAAUAGGUUGAAUGCCUAAAGGCAUUCACCCAAUUAUAACUUCUUCCUUUUUGUUAAAAAGUCCAACUCAUCUUUGUUUGAAACAAGAGAUUGCAUCAAGCUUGAAAUCGCUUUAAAAGGACUUGUUGGGCUUCUUAUUCAAAACGGUUGUGUUGCAACAUGAAUAGCUGUCUCCUGUGUCACGCAGGUCACAUAUCAUGUUUGCUCUUGUGUUUUUUUUUUAUAACAGAUUCAGAGAUGGUUGCCACACUGACCUCAGGUGCUCGUAAAUAAAACUACAAAACAUAUUCUGGUUCAAACCUGAAUUCAGACAGCAACACAUGCUGAUCAUAACAGGCUUUGAUAUCUUUUUAUUAUCUUUAAAUAAUCACCAUUAUUGUAUUACAGCUUCAUUUACUGUAUUUUAACUAAUCCUAAUGGUUGCCACAGUAUUUAAUUAUCUUUUCAGGCAUGUGGAAAAUGCAAAUAAUCAUUACAGAACUACUGAGGAGGUUUCAUUUCAGCCUUGAACUCAUACAACUACAUUCAUGUUCUAUAACAGGACAAGACUAGAUUAGACUGUUUCCUGUAGGAGGAGGAGGAGCCAACUGAACAGUCAGUAGAAAACACCUGGGAGGUGAACAGAAGGAGGAGCAGGACCAACAUGAUGCACUGUGAUUGGAAGAUUCCAGCAGAGGAGGAAGAGAGUUCCAGUGUGGUCUCUGAUUUAAUCUGAGCUCAUAAUUUUUUUCUCUCUCACUACUCAAGCUGCUGGGAAGCCAGUGGCGCUUUCGUACCAAACACCUUUCUAGCACACCUGAGCUUCAGAUUGCAGCAUGCAGCAACCAGGCAGGCAGAGGCUGAGGCCGUGGCUGGAAGAGCAGAUUCAGUCUGGGAAGUACCCAGGUGUCAGUUGGCUGGACCAGUCAGCGUGCAUCUUCCAAAUCCCGUGGAAACAUGCAGCUCGUCAUGGCUGGAGCAUUGACCGGGAUGCCACGCUCUUCAGGAGCUGGGCCAUGCACACUGGUCGGUACCGUCCCGGCAAAGACAAGCCAGAUCCCAAAACAUGGAAGGCAAACUUCCGCUGCGCCCUGAACUCUCUGCCUGACAUCUGCGAGCUGCGGGAGCACAGCCGCAAGAGGGGCAGCAACGCCUACAGGGUCUACAGGAUGCUGCCCAGCUCUCAGAAAGGCCGACGUCGCAGAGGCCUGCGCUUGCUCCGCGGUCCUCCAGAGAAGCAGACCAGUUUCCAAGGAAGCAGAAAUGAGGACGUUUACGACACACAUACCUGGCAGCCUACGUCACGACAGAUUUCUGACCCACAUUGUAAGGUGGAAACAAAUGUUCAGCAUACCUUUAACAGCACAGAGAUGCAUGGAAUGUGGGAGUCCAAACCACAGGAACAGGAACACAGCGAGACUGUAUACAAGCUAAUUGACCAUCUAAGUGGCUCUGACUUGUGGAACCAGACAUGGGAGCAGAGAGGAUGGAGGACACACACUCUGUGGGACCAGUCACACUGCACUGCUGAUGAGAACCCCUACUCUGUACACACUGAGAACUACAGCGACCCGUUUGGUCCAAACUACACCAAAGACCUCUCUGACUGGUCCACACAUCAGCAGCCACUGAUGCCGUAGUUUUGUGGAAACUUUCAUUUUCUAGUAUUUAAAACUUGUUUUUGUUGAAGGCCGCCUCUGAUUGAAACUCCCAUGUCAGCAUUUUUCCCCUCCUUCUGCUGAGCUGACUAACUGAAGGACAGAAAAAAAGAGGAAAAAGCCAGGAGGGCUGGAGAAUAUUGCUCUGUCAGUCAGCCUCGGUGCUGAGAAGGCGGCCAUGAGGAUCUGGUUCCAAGCCAAGCUUUCCUGCUGCUCACUGUGGGUCAGUGACUCAAACUCGUUCAAACGACACCAAGCUCACACUGCAGCUUUUGGAGGAAACAGAUAUCGUUUUGCCUGAGAGUGAAUUGAGCCAUUACUCUUUUUUUUGACUUUGUAUUGAUGUGUAGUGAAGAUGCAACAAAUUGAAACCCAUGAAAAUGAAGAUAUGUAAUUAUCUGUAGUUUUGUGCUUAUUUCUGUAACAUUUUAUAACAAGUUCUUACCUUUGUCAUGUUAAAAUAUUAAAAUUUUCAAUACA
Molecule: messenger RNA, 2181 nt
Organism: Austrofundulus limnaeus
Lineage: Eukaryota; Metazoa; Chordata; Actinopteri; Cyprinodontiformes; Rivulidae
Product: interferon regulatory factor 2
Exons: 7
Coding region: 880-1683 (267 amino acids)
Biological process (GO): immune system process; regulation of transcription by RNA polymerase II
Cellular component (GO): nucleus
Molecular function (GO): RNA polymerase II cis-regulatory region sequence-specific DNA binding; DNA-binding transcription factor activity, RNA polymerase II-specific
Source: RefSeq, a predicted model, not a curated record